AUGGCAGUAUCGCCUGAGCUUGCCCCGCAAACUCUCGGGCAAGUUGUCGAUUUGUCUGACUAUGAGCAAGAAGUUCUGCCUGAUGCGCCCGGCGACGACUGGAUCGUGCACAUGGUAGCCAGCAUGGAGCCCACCAGGCCAGAAAUCAUUCGAGGCGUCCCUGUGCACUGCGCUUUGCGGGGAUGUGGGCAGGCGAUGCGUGGGAAGCAGCGUGGACUGUACAAAUUCAGCUGUGCCACAGCAGACAUCGACGAGUUUUGGUCCCACAGCUGGCACACAUCUGCUUGGAUGAAGUUUGUCACGGCGUGGUAUUUGAACUGUGGUGUCAUCGCGGCUGCCUUCGGUAUGGUGGGUGCCGCCCUGGGCUGCGUCCUACACGCCGUGGGGGUUUUGCCUGCCACCGUUGACAACGGUUUCUGCAAGUCGCAGUGGAGUGUUUUGCUUGGGGUGACCUUCUACUGUUUGUCCUUCAUGUUCUGGCCGGUGAGGAAGCUUGUGUUCUUGGAUGUUCUCUGCAUAAACCAAGAGGACGAAGGCUUGAAGAGCGAGGCUAUGCUCAGCAUCGGCGCAAUCUUGAAGAGCUCAGCAUCAAUGCUUGUGUUGUGGGACCCGAGUUGGGUACAGAGAUUCUGGUGCGUGUUCGAGCUAGCAUCGUUUCUUCGCAGCCGACCGAAAGAAGCUACGAUAAGCCAGCAUCUGAGUAUUCGACCAAACCUCAUGGGACCGGUUUUGCUGAUCGGAAAGGCCGGCCUGAUCGUGUUACUUGUUGCAUGGCCGAACUUGUUGCAAGUGUUUGCGAGCAGCGAUGCGAUCCUGCUCGGUGCGAUCAUGGGAUUGACGAUAUCGGCAGGCCUCCUGCCGUGUUUCCUUUGUCUUGUCUACGUUGGCCGCCGCUUCUGUUGCAGCCUGGACACCCUACAGCAGCAACUCGGCAAGUUCCAAGUCAACGAUGCGAAGUGCUAUUGCUGCACCGUGAACCACGUGGACGAUAAGACCGGCGAGCGCAUUCCUUGCGACCGUGACAUCAUGAUGAAAUGCAUCGGAAUCUGGUUUGGAAGCGCGACUGACUUCGAGCACUUGGUGCGGGGACAUGUCAGGACAACACUGCUUCGAGAGCUCACCAGCCCUUUUUAUCUGUACCGGCAAAUCGUCAUGGCCUCUAGUCCUGUGAUGUGGCUGUUCUUGGAUCGAGUGGCCACCCUCCUCGUGGCCGAUGAUGUAAGCUCUGGAUUGUGUAUUGUGGUUGACGCGCUGUCAUGGUGGCUAAUGGCGAUACCUUGCCUCGUUUUGCUUGGCGCGGCUUUGGCCUACAAACUCCGCAUGAGGCAACCGCAUUGCCUGACCGAUUUUCUGCUCAGCCUUGCGGUGUUGUUGCCAGCAGCUGGGAUGCUGGUUGCAUUCGUUGCUAUUUAUAUCACUUCCGACAUGGGUUUCGUUUACUCCCUCCCUCCCCGCCCGGUUGGGAGGAUCGUGGCCUCGGUUGCCUUUUUCAUCGUGUCGGCGUUGCUCGCCGUGUCCGCACUGUACCUGUUCUGGAAGGCGAAGAAUCGUGCCAUCUGCACGUGA
This is a messenger RNA of Symbiodinium natans, 1566 nucleotides long. The record is from the annotation of a GenBank genome assembly. NCBI's taxonomy places the organism in Eukaryota, Dinophyceae, Suessiales, Symbiodiniaceae.